AUGCCGAAGAACAAGAAGGCGAAGCACAACAAUCACCAGGCUCAGAGACCAACACCUUACGGUUCUUCCAGGAACGACCAGCACGACGGCGCGUCAGGCUGGCUCUCACAUGCAGAGAUCUGGGAUGACUCCGCACUGGUACGCAGCUGGAACGAGGCGGUAGCGGAGUACCAGUACUACCACUCCCUUGCAGCGCAAGGCUUAGAUAUAGAGACGGUGCUGGACGCGGCGGAGCAGGCGGAGGCUAAGGGGGAGGAGGCGCCUCUUGCGCUGAAAGGCGGCAACGGGCCCGGUGAUGAUGCUACCACAGCCGCCACGACCAGGACCCCCAACCGGGUUGCAGAGUCGGAAGAGGAAGGCGAGAUCGCGGACGACUUCAUGGCGAUGGACGAACAGGCGCCCAUCGAUACUACUCCUACUACAGCCAAUGAGGUCAAUGGCGAGCAAGGGACGAAUCAACAACAUCCAACAGCAGCGGCAAAGGAGUCAGCAUCAAGGCAGCUAGACGUCACUGAAGGCCAAGACGGUGAUGAUGGCGGCACUUCGACUGCGCCACAGGAGGUUGGUGGUGAUACAGUUCCGGCCACAGGUACUACAGACCACACUCUGGAAAAUCUGAAAAUGGCAUACUACUGGGCUGGAUACUACUCCGGGCUACACGAUGCCCAGCGGCAGCCUCAGCAUGGAAAGGACAGUGCUGCGGCCUGA
Molecule: messenger RNA, 708 nt
Organism: Cyphellophora attinorum
Lineage: Eukaryota; Fungi; Ascomycota; Eurotiomycetes; Chaetothyriales; Cyphellophoraceae
Exons: 1
Coding region: 1-708 (235 amino acids)
Source: RefSeq, a predicted model, not a curated record